UCCGGGCGCGGCGCCUGCACCAUGAACUACCAGCAGCAGCUGGCCAACUCGGCUGCCAUCCGGGCCGAGAUCCAGCGCUUCGAAUCGGUCCACCCGAACAUCUAUUCCAUCUACGAGCUUCUGGAGCGCGUGGAGGAGCCGGUGCUGCAGAACCAGAUCCGGGAGCACGUCAUCGCUAUCGAAGAUGCCUUCGUGAACAGCCAGGAGUGGACGUUGAGUCGAUCGGUGCCAGAGCUCAAAGUGGGAAUCGUGGGGAACUUGGCCAGCGGCAAGUCCGCCCUCGUGCACAGGUACCUGACCGGCACAUACGUCCAGGAGGAGUCUCCGGAAGGUGGCAGGUUCAAGAAAGAGAUUGUCGUUGAUGGACAAAGCUAUCUGCUGCUGAUUAGAGAUGAAGGGGGCCCCCCAGAGGCGCAGUUCGCUAUGUGGGUGGACGCUGUCAUAUUUGUCUUCAGCCUGGAGGACGAGAUCAGUUUCCAGACCGUGUACCACUACUACAGCCGGAUGGCCAACUACCGCAACACCAGCGAGGUGCCGCUCGUGCUGGUGGGGACCCAGGAUGCCAUAAGUUCCACGAACCCGCGGGUCAUCGAUGACGCCAGAGCGCGGAAGCUCUCCAACGACCUCAAGAGGUGCACAUACUACGAGACGUGUGCCACCUAUGGGCUCAACGUGGAGCGGGUCUUUCAGGACGUUGCCCAGAAGAUUGUUGCCACAAGGAAGAAGCAGCAGCUGUCCAUCGGCCCCUGCAAGUCCCUGCCCAACUCUCCCAGCCACUCCUCCGUCUGUUCUGCACAGGUGUCUGCCGUGCACAUCAGCCAGACAAGUAAUGGCGGCGGGAGCCUAAGUGACUACUCCUCCUCUGUCCCAUCGACCCCAAGCACCAGCCAGAAGGAGCUUCGGAUUGAUGUGCCUCCCACUGCCAACACCCCCACGCCUGUGCGGAAGCAGUCCAAGCGCCGGUCCAACCUCUUCACCUCUCGGAAAGGGAGCGACCCAGACAAAGAGAAGAAAGGCUUGGAGAGCCGCGCGGACAGCAUCGGGAGCGGCCGAGCCAUCCCAAUUAAACAGGGCAUGCUCUUAAAGCGAAGUGGCAAGUCACUGAACAAGGAGUGGAAGAAGAAAUACGUCACCCUGUGUGACAACGGCGUGCUGACCUAUCAUCCAAGUCUGCAUGAUUACAUGCAGAAUGUUCACGGUAAAGAGAUUGACCUUCUGAGAACCACUGUGAAAGUCCCAGGGAAGAGGCCACCCCGAGCCACGUCGGCCUGCGCGCCCAUCUCCAGCCCCAAAACCAAUGGCCUGUCCAAGGACAUGAGCAGUUUACACAUCUCACCAAAUUCAGGGAAUGUCACUAGUGCGUCUGGGUCUCAGAUGGCAAGCGGCGUCAGCCUGGUCUCCUUCAACAGCCGACCCGACGGCAUGCACCAGCGCUCCUACUCAGUCUCCAGUGCCGACCAGUGGAGUGAGGCUACGGUCAUUGCAAACUCGGCCAUCAGCAGUGACACAGGACUGGGUGACUCCGUGUGCUCCAGCCCCAGUAUCUCCAGCUCCACCAGCCCCAAGCUCGACCCGCCCCCCUCCCCCCACGCCAACAGAAAGAAGCACCGAAGGAAGAAAAGUACCAGCAACUUCAAAGCCGAUGGGCUCUCUGGCACUGCUGAAGAACAAGAAGAAAACUUUGAGUUUAUCAUUGUGUCCCUCACUGGCCAGACCUGGCACUUUGAAGCCACCACAUAUGAAGAACGAGAUGCGUGGGUCCAAGCCAUCGAGAGCCAGAUCCUAGCCAGCCUACAGUCCUGCGAGAGCAGCAAGAAUAAGUCCCGACUGACCAGCCAGAGUGAGGCCAUGGCCCUGCAGUCCAUCCGAAACAUCCGCGGGAACUCCCACUGCGUGGACUGCGACACCCAGAAUCCCAACUGGGCCAGUCUGAACUUGGGAGCCCUCAUGUGCAUCGAGUGCUCUGGCAUCCACCGCAAUCUGGGCACCCACCUCUCCCGGGUCCGGUCCCUGGACCUCGACGACUGGCCCAUUGAGCUCAUCAAGGUGAUGUCGUCCAUCGGGAACGAGCUGGCCAACAGCGUCUGGGAAGAGAGCAGCCAGGGGCGGACGAAGCCCUCCUUGGACUCCACGAGGGAGGAGAAGGAACGGUGGAUCCGGGCCAAAUAUGAGCAGAAACUCUUCCUGGCCCCACUGCCCUGUACUGAGCUGCCCCUGGGCCAGCACCUGCUGCGAGCCACCGCCGAUGAGGACCUGAGGACAGUCAUCCUGCUGCUGGCACACGGCUCCCGGGAGGAGGUGAACGAGACCUGCGGGGAGGGAGACGGCCGCACGGCGCUGCACCUGGCCUGCCGCAAGGGCAACGUGGUGCUGGCACAGCUGCUCAUCUGGUACGGGGUGGACGUCAUGGCCCGCGACGCCCACGGGAACACGGCGCUGGCCUACGCCCGGCAGGCCUCCAGCCAGGAGUGCACCGAGGUGUUGCUGCAGUACGGCUGCCCCGACGAGCGCUUCGUGCUCAUGGCCACCCCCAACCUGUCCCGGAAGAACAAUAACCGGAACAACAGCAGCGGGAGGGUGCCCAGCAUCAUCUGAGAGCGGCGCCCCUGCCCACCGCGCCGGGGACCCCGCCUCGCCGUCCACUCUCGGAAGUCACAGCUCGUGAGUCCUGUCACGUCCCCUCCCUCUUCCUGGUGGCCACCUCCCGCCCAACCACCCACCCACUCACCCCCAGAAACCUCCCAACCCGGACACCCUCGAGGGUGGAAGAAGAGGCCAGGAGGCUGCAGAGGCGGUUCCUUUCGACGGACUCCCGACGCAGCACGGGGGAGACCACGCCUCGGGUCCUUGACGAUAGCACACGGCGUGGGACCCCUGCCCCGGUGGCCCCUGGACAGAGCAGGGCACGAGGGACGAGGGCCAGGAGCGGGUGGGAGGUGAGGAGCGAGGAGCAGGGGCACCUCCCCUACUGGCAGUUAAGCACAUGAGUCCAUUUCACCUCCACCCAACGGAGCGCCCGGAUCUCAUCUCUUCUCCGAGGAGCUUGACGGCAUAAAUCAGGAGCCAGCCCAGAGUUUGUCAGGUCUGAAGCCCCUAUGAUGGUAUGUGUCAAAUCAGUUGUAGCUAAUCUGUCCAGGGAGAAUACUGGCUUCAUUACGCUUGUAUAGUUGAGUUCUUCCAGCAUUACCGCUGUUUAAUAGGACAUGAUUACUCAUCACUGAGGAGAGAGCACAUUAGCCGAGGAGGUAGUCACGGGCACGCUCCGGUGAUUGCGCGAUGUGAUUGCAAUACUCUGAGAAGCAUCGUAUUAUCCCAGGCAUGUUCUUUCGAGCCCUCGGAGCCCUCCUUUCUAAAUUCACUGUCAUAAUUUAGUAUCUGUUUAAUUUUUCAGUCCAAAGAGAGGAAAUCAGUUGCUGAGUAUUAUUUGACUGCAGUCUCCUUGGUGCAAAAACAAAAUGGAAAAAAUAAAUAAGAAUAACUUGGAAAUUCAAAGGGAAACGGUGAAUCUAGCUGACAGCAGCUUCUUGAGUGCAUUUGGUAAACUAAGUAAAUAGAUAAAAGGCUAUUUUUUUUUUUCCUGAAAGUGAGAGAGAUUUUCUGUCCUUUGGCCAAGGUGGAUGUGCCGGGCCUCAGUCACUCCCAGGCCGCACGGCCUGCCUUACCCAGGCUUCUGUCCUAGGUCCUUAGGUAAGAUGUGUGAAAAUCUAUUUGAAUAAAAGAAGUUCAUAAAUAUGCAUUGAUUUUUGUACAGACAAAUGGCACCUCUGUUAAUUUAUAAAUUGAACUGGAUGUGAACUAAUAAUGUGCAACUAGUUGAGAUAAGAGGGUUACAGAUCAUUGUACAUGGAAAAUAUUCCCAGCAGUAAACACUUCCAUUAAUGUGAUAUACAGCCUUUAAAAAGGAACAGAUCAAAAUAAGAUGGUGGUACAAUUUGCUUAUUAAAAUCGAGAAAGGGAAGAAAAAAGACACUGGAUCGUCUCGUAUUAGGAAGGGGGUGAAGGAGCAUGACUUCUUCUUUGAAGGUGUGUUGUAGAUCUGAGACCACUCUUGCCCACCCAGAACAAGGAGCUCUGGCAGGACAGAGGGAUUUUCUGAACGCCAGACCCUGCUCUGUGGCAAAGGCGCCUGGGGAGCAGCUGCCCGUGGUGCCAGCCCCACCUGGGUCCAGAGAACCCCGGGCAGCAUGGCACCAGGCCCUCCCCACUUUACUAGUUUGCCAUCAUGGGGUCGUCUGGGGCUUCAGACUCAGGUCCCCUUCAACGCGGUGGUCAAGGGCAGAAAAGCAAACCACGAUGCACCUUACAUUACGAAAGGGGCAGCUUUACCCAGAGCCCUGUGGCCACGUGGCCCGGAAGGAGGUCGUCACAUGGAAACACGGGGCGCUGGGCUGACGUAGCACAGGAACAUGAACCCUCUUGGCUCAGCAGCCACUGGAGAAGUCCCUUGCUCUCAUAUAUUAAACCUUAUAUUUUGUAAGAGUUUUUCCUCUUCUUUCACUUUUUAAAAAAAAAAAUUAAAGUAGGUGGGGGAAAAUAAAGCUUUACACAGAAUUUAUAUGUGGGUAAGUGUUUCACGGAGAUUUCUAAUGUUAAUUAAGCUCAGAGGAACUGACCGGUAUCCAGAACUAUCACAGGUGCAGCAAGCCACAGUUCCGAGAACCUCGACCGUGGUUCUAUAAUCCCUCCAUUUGGCUUCUAAUUCUGUGUUUCAUCACUGUGUAGUUAUUUUAAAUGUGAAUAGAGAAAAAAAUGUCAUUGCCUAUUUUUGAAGAAUACAUUAGCAUCCAGUCCCGCUAUACACAUUUGCCUCUAUACACCGUAGACCUUCUGUAGAGAACACAGAUAGAAUAUAAAUGAAAUUCUUAAAUUAUUUCAUUGUAGUUAAUUCCCACUCUAGGAAUGCUUUAUCAUAGUGGAGCCUUCUUUUGAAAAGAAACGGAAUUCCCUGUAAGGCUUCUCUUGGGAUGUAUAUGAGUGUGUACAUACUAUAUGUGUUUAUAAUAUAAUAUUUUCCCAAAUGACUUCUUGUCUCACUUCACCUUCCACAGCCUGAGUGCUGGACCCAUUCCCUCCCACCCUCCUGCCCCUCCCUGCCAUUUGUGGCCACGUUGCCCUGGCCCAAGGCUGCCCACUUUCUGGAUCCCACAUUUUGGCAACAGAUGGAAAAGGAGCAGUGGGGUUUUAAGGAUUUCCUGUCAAAUAAAGGAGAGUGGUGGCUAAUGUGUU
Marmota flaviventris (yellow-bellied marmot) is the source of this 5226-nucleotide messenger RNA. It is a transcript of the gene Agap1, whose product is annotated as ArfGAP with GTPase domain, ankyrin repeat and PH domain 1. NCBI's taxonomy places the organism in Eukaryota, Metazoa, Chordata, Mammalia, Rodentia, Sciuridae. Gene Ontology annotation, biological process: activation of GTPase activity. The record is from RefSeq and is a predicted model, not a curated record. Gene Ontology annotation, molecular function: protein binding; GTPase activity; GTP binding.